Molecule: messenger RNA, 597 nt
Organism: Acanthosepion pharaonis
Lineage: Eukaryota; Metazoa; Mollusca; Cephalopoda; Sepiida; Sepiidae
Source: the annotation of a GenBank genome assembly
AUGCAAUUGUUUCUUCUUCUUCUCCUCCUUCUUCUUUCUUCUUCUUCCUCUUCUUUCUUUCUCUUCUUCCUUCUUCUUCGUCUUCUUUCUUUCUUUUCUUCUUCUUCUUCUUUCUUUCUUUUCUUCUUCUUCUUCUUACUUCUUUCUUCUACUUCUCCCUUCCUUCAUGCUUCCCCUUUGCAUUAUAUGCUUUUCUUCUUAUGUUGCACUUUUCCUUUCCCAUCUUUAUUCUAUAUAAUCAGAUCCUUUUUCAUCCAUGUUCAUUGUUUUCAGUUUCUCGUCAUACGAGUUUUCUUCCUCUUCUUUCUACAUAAUCGAAACCUAAUUCCACUUCUUCUCCCCCCCCUCUCUUCCUUCCUUCCUUCCUUCCUUCCUUCCUUCCUUCCUUCCUUCCUUCCUUCCUUCCUCCAUCCCUUCUCAUAUGAUUUUCUUCUUACUUCUGCUGUUUUCACUUCCCAUAUUUCCUUCUUUUUUCCGCAUAAUCCGACCCCAUUUCUUCCUUCUCUGUUUCAAUUCCCCAUAUUAACAGCGUUUUUCUUCUUUCUUCCUUCCUCCUUCGCAUCAUAUAAUUCUUCUUCUCACAUAAUUAAACCCUAA